AAGAAAAGAAAUGGAUAGCUUAUUCGGGUCCGGAGCCUUUAGAACCGGUUAAACAGUUAUUCGGGUAACCCGAACCGAAAUACCCGAGGACCAAAUAAGCCUAAAAUACAUACCUGCGAACCGAACCGUAUAACUUAUUUGGCCGGUUCCAGUUCGAGUAUUCGGUUCAAACCUUCGCCCUAAAUGACAGCGAAUAUCCAACAAAACUAAGGUCCUAUAUGUUUGUUUUUUUAUUGACUCUUAAUAAGAAGUCACUAGCGUUUGUUUACUUCUUACUUGAAUCUGAAAUAAACAUCUUAACCGAAUAAGACUUGGGAGGAAUCUGAAUGUAAAACACACACGCUUGACCAUUAGGUCCUUACGCUUCUCCUUCUCCUUCAAUCGACUCCACCACUUCAUCUGAGCGAAUCACACCUGCUUCUCCUUCCACCACCACCGGCCCUCUAAUCCUUCAAUUGAUGGUCGGCGGCUCCUCUGAAAUCGACAUAUCUGAAAAGACAUCGCUCGCCAUCUGUUGCCCUCUGCUACGCUCCUCCUUCAGUCACGCCUCUGCAAUCAUCUCCCUUCCAAUCGACGCACAGAUUCAGAGCCGACCCUCACCAUCGGCGACAGCAACCACCGAUCGCCGCCUUCCUCCGGCCAUUCCCUGUCGCUCAUGGUUAGAUCAUAGAAUUUGUGAUUCUUCUUCUUCUUCCAACUAUUCUGAAGCAGGAUCAAGCACUCACAAAUCCCCAAAAUCAUCAUCAUUGUGGUCAGGAUUCUUGGGAUCUGCCUUUUCAGUUUUUGACACCCAAAAGAAGGACUCCACCACCACCAACAACACUAGAAGCCAUGGUUGGACUGCAGCUGUGAAGAGAGUCAUGAAUGGUGGCUCAAUGAGGCGAAUUCAAGAACGUGUUUUGGGUUACAAAACCAAUGUUUCUAACUCAAUAAGUGAUAUUUGGCUUCUUGGAGUUUGCUACAAAAUUUGUCUACAAGACCCUUCUCAAGAACCUGUUCAUACCACUGGAUAUGCUGCUUUUUCUCAAGAUUUUUCUUCAAGAAUCUUGAUGACAUACCGAAAAGGUUUUGUUGCUAUUGGUGAUUCAAAGUACACAAGUGAUGUAAAUUGGGGUUGUAUGCUUCGAAGCAGUCAAAUGCUUGUUGCUCAGGCUUUGAUAGUACAUCAACUAGGAAGAUCUUGGAGAAAACCUUCACAGCAGCCAUAUGAAGAAGAUUACAUUUCAAUACUACACAAUUUUGGUGAUUCAGAGGACUCACCUUUCUCCAUUCACAAUCUUCUUCAAUCUGGAGAGGGUUAUGCCCUUGCUCCAGGAUCAUGGGUGGGCCCAUACGCAAUGAGUCGCACAUGGGAAACACUCGCACGUAAAAAAAUUGACGAAAAUAACCUUCAAGAUAACUCCUUUCCAAUGGCUAUUUAUGUUGUUUCUGGUGAUGAAGAUGGGGAACGUGGUGGGGCCCCUGUUCUUUGCAUUGAAGAUGCUUUAAACCAAUGUUCUCAGUUUUCAAGAAACCAAGUUGAAUUUUCACCUUUGCUUUUGCUUGUUCCUUUGGUUCUUGGUCUUGAUAAAGUAAAUCCUAGAUAUCUACCAUUGUUAGCAGCUACAUUUACAUUUCCACAAAGCCUUGGGAUAUUGGGUGGGAGACCUGGUGCUUCAACUUAUAUCAUUGGUGUUCAGGAUGAUAAAGCUUUUUAUCUUGAUCCCCAUGAAGUUCAACAGGCUGUUAAUAUAAGCAAGGAUAAUUUGGAGGCUGAUACUUCUUCGUAUCAUUGCAAUGUUGUACGCCAAAUUCCACUUGAAUCCAUCGAUCCAUCACUGGCUAUUGGAUUUUAUUGCCGAGACAAAGAUGAUUUUGAAGAUUUUUGUUCGCGGGCAUCGGAAUUAGCAGCGGAAUCGAAUGGGGCACCGCUAUUCACAGUGACUCAGACGCGCCACCUGGCAAAGCCAGGUGGCACAAGCAGGGGUGAGGAGGUUGAUUCCUUUGAUGGAGUUGAUGAUGCCGAGGGCUCUGCGCAAGAUGAAUGGCAGCUUCUUUGAUUCCGAUUCCGAUUUCGGGAUUCCGAUUCCGGGGUUGUGGAAAAUGUAUGUGGUUUUUCUCAACCCUGUAGGUAGCUCUCUGCUUUGGUUAUUUUAAAACAGAAGUUGUACAUGGUGCUUGUAUGAUUGUAAACCUCGGAGGAGUUGUUUUAGGUGUUGAUUGUGUUUGUGUUUGUUAGAAGAUAUGUUGCUGCGAUUUGGUGUUCAUAUUCUUUAUAAAUCUCAGAUGGUUGCAUUC
Messenger RNA from Lactuca virosa, 2277 nucleotides. The record is from the annotation of a GenBank genome assembly. NCBI's taxonomy places the organism in Eukaryota, Viridiplantae, Streptophyta, Magnoliopsida, Asterales, Asteraceae.